AUGUCAGCAUCUGCGGAUAACUUCGAGGGCCUUAAUCCCGCGCGAUUGGCCAUGUUACAACAAAUGGAACAGGCAGAUGAAAGGAGGGCAACACGCCAGAGCAAUCCCAGGCGUGCUGAGGGCCAAAGAGGCGGUAGAGGCGGUGCUAGAGGUAGAGGUGGAAGAGGUGGAAGGGGCGGAAGGGGUGGUAGAGGAGGUGGAUUCGGUACCGAGGGGAAUGAGAGUCCUUUGGGAGAUCGAAAUGAGAGUGGGAAGAAAAGGACAAGAGUUGACGGCGGUAACCCCGCUUUUGGUGGGGAGAGGAUUGAGACUGUUGGGAAGAGGAUGGUGUUUGAAGAAGAUACAGAAAUUCAAAGUGCUGAAGAAAAGAAAGUUGAGCCGGAGGCCGAGAUAAGCAAAAAGAGAGCUUCGUCUUCUCCCUCAUCAGAUGAAAUUGAUGAGAGGCAAACAAAACGAGUCAAGAAAUCUGACAAGGAGACGAAUAAGGAUAAGAAGGAUAAGAAGGACAAGAAGAAAGAUAAGAAGAAGGACAAGAAAGAAAACAGGAAGGCCAAUGAGGAUGAGACUACAGCCGAAGCCCCGACAACGGAGGAAGAGAAGCAAGAUAAAAGGGAAAAGAGAAAGUCAAGGGAUGAUGAGACCCCUACCGAAGUGUCUACGAAGAAGAGCAAGAAGAACAAGAAGGACAAGAAGAAAUCGGAAGAAGUCGAUUCACCUGUCGAUGCUCCAAGUAAGAAGAGCGAAAAGGAAGAAAAGGAGGCGAGGAAAGCUGAGAAGAAGCGAAGGAAGCAGGAAAAGCAAGAGUCCGAGGAGGAUGCUUCACACAAAAAGCAGAAGAAUAAGCAGAAGGCUGAUCUAGAAGAGCCAUUGGAACGACAUGGCAAGAGGAAAGAGGAGGACAACGAUUCUAGCAGAGCGAAGAAGAAGUCGAAGAAGGCUCACGACGCGGAUCUUCCGACGCCGCCUACCGAAGAAGAAAAGACUGCUGAUGAGGAACCAAAAAAAGACAAGAGGUCAAAGAAAUCCAAGGACAGCGACCUACCCACCCCACCUGCUGCUGCCACUGCUGAAGAGCCUACCGAGGAGGAACCGAAGAAAGAGAAGAAAGCCAAGUCAGAGAGGAAGUCAAAGAAGGAUAAGGCCACAGAGUCAGAGUCGAUGGAACCCUCUUCGAAAAAGCGAAGAACAGAGGGGGGUGACGAAGCCCCUCGGGCUGAUGAGGGGAAGAAGCAAAAGAAGAGGAUCGACAAGGGCCCUCUUCUAGUCGAUCCAGAGAAACCCAGACUCUUCAACUGGGUAGACGAGCCGGAGAAGCCUCGGGGCACAAAGCGUGCUGCUAGCGGGGCCGCAUGGAACGCGGACCUUUUGGAGGGCGGGGAUGCCCGCAAGGCCAAGUUCCUGCGGCUCAUGGGGGGUGGGAAAGGGGGGGCAGAGAUCAAGCCCAGCGCAGCAUCGAAGCUGUCAGCUGCGGCGUUGAAGAAGCAGCAAGAAGAAUUGACGAGGCAGAGUGAGGCGGCAAUGGGGAGGAAGGAGAGUGGGAGGAAGAAGAUGGGGCUUGGGUCGGGCUAG
Molecule: messenger RNA, 1569 nt
Organism: Orbilia oligospora ATCC 24927
Lineage: Eukaryota; Fungi; Ascomycota; Orbiliomycetes; Orbiliales; Orbiliaceae
Exons: 1
Coding region: 1-1569 (522 amino acids)
Source: RefSeq, a predicted model, not a curated record